CAUGGGCUCUUUGUGUUACAGACCAAGAAGAGGAGAAACAACGGUCGUGCCAAGAAGGGCCGCGGACACGUGCAGCCCAUCCGCUGCACAAACUGCGCCCGCUGCGUCCCCAAGGACAAGGCCAUUAAGAAGUUUGUCAUCAGGAACAUUGUGGAGGCAGCGGCUGUGAGAGACAUCUCAGACGCCAGCGUCUUCGACUCUUAUGUUCUGCCCAAGCUCUACGUGAAGCUGCACUACUGUGUCAGCUGUGCCAUCCACAGCAAAGUGGUGAGGAACCGCUCCUGUGAGGCCAGGAAGGACCGAACCCCACCACCAAGAUUCAGGCCCACUGCUGGCGCACCAAGAGCUCCUCCAAAACCAAUGUAAAGUGAAAUCUGAAGAUGCUGUGUUCCUAAAAAAGAAAAUUAAAACGUCUUUACAAAACUUGAA
This is a messenger RNA of Poecilia reticulata (guppy), 429 nucleotides long. Its product is annotated as small ribosomal subunit protein eS26. The record is from RefSeq and is a predicted model, not a curated record. Gene Ontology annotation, biological process: translation. Gene Ontology annotation, cellular component: ribosome; cytosolic small ribosomal subunit. Lineage: Eukaryota; Metazoa; Chordata; Actinopteri; Cyprinodontiformes; Poeciliidae. Gene Ontology annotation, molecular function: mRNA binding; structural constituent of ribosome.